Antechinus flavipes (yellow-footed antechinus) is the source of this 5842-nucleotide messenger RNA. It is a transcript of the gene SLC6A3, whose product is annotated as solute carrier family 6 member 3. Lineage: Eukaryota; Metazoa; Chordata; Mammalia; Dasyuromorphia; Dasyuridae. Gene Ontology annotation, cellular component: neuronal cell body membrane; plasma membrane; neuron projection. The record is from RefSeq and is a predicted model, not a curated record. The transcript is spliced from 14 exons. Gene Ontology annotation, molecular function: dopamine:sodium symporter activity; norepinephrine:sodium symporter activity. Gene Ontology annotation, biological process: dopamine uptake involved in synaptic transmission; sodium ion transmembrane transport. The coding region runs from base 44 to 1873 and encodes 609 amino acids.
UCCCAAAUCUGUGCAUAUUAAAGCUAGAUCCCCAGUGGGACAGAUGUCUUCAGUAGUGACCCCAGCUAAAGAAUCUAAUGCCAUGGGCCCCAAAGAAAUGGAGCUCAUUCUUGUUAAAGAACAAAAUGGAAUGCAAUUCACCAAUUCAACUCUCAUUAACCCAACCCAAACCAGCAUUGAAACAGAAGAAAGAGAAACCUGGAGCAAAAAGAUUGACUUUCUCCUUUCUGUGAUUGGCUUUGCUGUAGACCUAGCUAAUGUUUGGAGAUUUCCUUAUCUCUGCUACAAAAAUGGAGGCGGAGCUUUCCUGGUCCCAUACUUGUUUUUUAUGGUGAUUGCUGGGAUGCCACUUUUCUACAUGGAAUUAGCAUUAGGACAAUUCAAUAGGGAAGGAGCUGCUGGAGUCUGGAAAAUCUGUCCAAUAUUAAAAGGUGUGGGUUUUACUGUUAUCCUUAUAUCCCUUUAUGUUGGAUUCUUCUAUAAUGUCAUCAUUGCCUGGGCUCUCCAUUACUUUUUCUCAUCCUUCACUAUGGAUCUUCCCUGGAUACACUGUAAUAAUACCUGGAAUAGUCUGAACUGCUCAGAUACUCGUUUUUUCAACUCAAGUGACAACUUUGACAUCAACGACACCUAUAAGACCACUCCUGCUGCAGAGUAUUUUGAACGGGGAGUGUUGCAUCUUCAUCAAAGCAAAGGAAUUGAUGAUUUGGGCCUUCCUCGGUGGCAGCUAACCUCCUGCUUGGUUGUAGUAAUUGUGCUGCUUUAUUUCAGCUUAUGGAAGGGAGUGAAGACAUCUGGGAAGGUGGUAUGGAUUACGGCCACUAUGCCAUAUGUAGUCCUCACAGCCUUGCUACUACGAGGGGUCACCCUUCCAGGAGCCAUUGAUGGUAUUAAAGCCUACUUGAGUGUUGAUUUCUACCGUCUCUGUGAGGCAUCCGUUUGGAUAGAUGCUGCCACUCAAAUAUGCUUCUCUCUUGGUGUUGGGUUUGGUGUGUUAAUAGCAUUCUCCAGUUACAAUAAAUUUACUAACAACUGUUAUAGAGAUGCGAUUAUCACUACCUCUGUCAACUCCCUGACAAGCUUUUUUUCUGGCUUUGUCAUCUUCUCCUUUCUGGGCUAUAUGUCACAGAAACACAAUGUGCCCAUUGGUGAUGUGGCCAAGGAUGGACCUGGACUUAUUUUUAUCAUCUACCCUGAAGCAAUUGCUACUCUCCCUUUGUCCUCUGCCUGGGCUGUGGUUUUCUUCAUUAUGCUUCUCACAUUAGGGAUCGACAGUGCUAUGGGAGGAAUGGAGUCUGUGAUCACUGGGCUGAUUGAUGAAUUUAAGUUUCUCCACCGGCACCGAGAGCUGUUCACCCUGUUCAUUGUCUUGUCAACAUUUCUAACCUCCCUCUUCUGCGUCACCAAUGGUGGCAUUUAUGUUUUUACACUGCUGGAUCAUUUUGCUGCAGGAACAUCUAUUCUUUUUGGGGUACUCAUUGAAGCCAUUGGGGUUGCAUGGUUUUACGGUGUUGGUCAGUUCAGUGAUGACAUUAAACAAAUGAUCGGUCGAAGACCUGGCUUGUAUUGGCGGCUUUGCUGGAAGUUUGUCAGCCCCUGUUUUCUUUUGUUUGUGGUGGUGGUCAGCAUUGUUACAUUCAGACCACCCAAUUAUGGAACGUACAUCUUUCCAGACUGGGCCAAUGUGGUGGGCUGGAUAAUUGCUACUUCUUCCAUGGCGAUGGUACCGAUUUAUGCUACCUACAAAUUCUGCAGUUUACCCGGAUCUUUUCGUGAGAAAUUAGCUUAUGCAAUCACUCCUGAGAAAGAACAUGGCCUGGUAGAAAAUGGGGAAGUGCGUCAAUUCACUCUUCGCCAUUGGCUAAUGGUGUAGAAUUAUGUGAAGAAAGAAGAAAAUGUGAAUCAUCUUAGAAAGAAUAAUCAAAACAUGAACUGAUGGAGAAGGGAAGGCUAUUUUUACUAUGUAACCUCUUCUUUACUGCAAAGGAGAAAAAGAAAAAAGAAAAAAUAAUUUCUCUUCUUACUGCACAGUGUCUGCACCAAGGGAUAAGUUAUUGUUAUUGUCCUGUGCUGGUUAAAUAUAGCAUACAAUUAGUGUGGUGAGUUCUUUGGUUCAAAUGCUCAGUCACUACUAGGAGGAAAAAGCAAAUCACUUUAUGCUAUUCAUGCAGAGCCCUUUGUCCAAAUCACACUUAAGGUCACAGGAAUAUAACCUACAGCAUCUUCUUUAUGUUUUCUUGGUGAAUUUGGAGAGAAAGGAAUAUCUUAGUCAAUAUCUAUCAGAAAUGUGUUAUGUUGCAAAUUUGAGUGUCUAUUACUAACUUAUAGGUAAUUUCUACAGAAACCAACUAUUCCAUUUUGUUUAAUUGUGAUAAUGUGAAACAACAAAUAAAAGUAAUUCUUGAUUUCAGACCAUUUAAAAAAUCUCUAGUUCAAAAUUAAGGCUACCAAAAAAAGAAUUAUGAUUAUGUAUAAUAUAUAAUAGUGGUAUAUUUAGGAAACCAUCAAGGUCAAAUGUAUGUUAAGUAUGAUCAGAGAUUUUUAAAAAUUCAUUUUCACUUAGUUGAGAGGAAAAGAGAGGUUGAAUUAGCUUUAUACAACUUUAUACCUAGUAGCUUGGAGAAUUCAGAACAAUCCAAUAUGACUUGGCUCUGAACUGAGUUAACAGAAAAGUAAGUCACAUUUAUUGAGCAACCUCGUGGACACAACAGAACAGAAUUUCAGAACCACAAGGGGCAUUCAGUUGCCAAAUGCAGGUACAGUUAUGUGAAUCUCAUAGCUGUGUAUCAUCAUAGGGACAUCUAAUUACGAAGUGGCCAGCCAUUCUAUGCCUAGUUUUAUAAUAUAGAAAGAAACAUGUUCUGGAAUAUUAGCUGCCUACAUAAUGUGUGUCUUGAUCUUCCAAUCACAGCCCCUCUUCAGAUAUGGUACCAUUUAUGAAUGAUUCAUUCUUGCAUGUCUGUCUUUGUAACAAUAAUGGUACCGUGCCACAGACUGUAAUUUGCUUGUGGAAUGAGACAAAAUCUUGAAAUGUCAUACAAAUACAUUGCACCUUUUGGGUAUAUUGAUUAAAAAUGCUGUAUUAUAAUAGUUCAGAUUGAUUGGCAGAGCCUGUCUGAAAUUAUGAAUUUAUUUCUUUCAGAGAUGAAAUAAAAUUCAUUUGUUGACACUGAGUGCCAAUAUCCUGCCAAGGAAUUCAGAAUAGCACAACUUAUAGCCUAGUUCUUCUUUUGACUGAGCUAUCUGCCAUCAGAUUUAUACCUGACAGCUCAAGUAUUUUCAUUCUCUAUAGCUAGAGCAGUGACUUAGCUUGAAUGGAUUUUUUUCCCAGUGGUCAUGAGAUGAUUUAUCAUGAUUGAGUUAUUCAACUCUAAAUUUAUCCACAUUGAUGAGUCAUAACAGGUUGUAGGGAAAACAAAAAAGAUAAUAAGAAGACAGAGAUGCCUUAUAAUCUAGCCAUGCACAACAAAGCCAGAGCCCACAUAAUUCAUGUUGCUCUAAACCCAGCGUUCUUAACCUUUUUGUGUCAUAGAUCCCUCUAGGAGGCUGGUGGAGCCUACACACCCCCUUCUCUGAAUGUUUUUAAAUGCAUGCAAUAAAAUACACAAAGGAAACCAAUUAUAUUGAAAUAAUUAUUUUUAAAAAAUAUUUGAGUUGAUGGAAUUCAGGUCAAGAACCUCUAUUCUCUAGUCACAAUUGACAUUAUAGAACAAUGUAUCUUAUCACAGAUUCACAUAUGAAAAUUCAAUUCAAAGAUCUGAAAGAAAAAAAUGUUGACACAGGAGAACAAUGAUGCUUAAGGAGGAAUACAUUCAUAUACUAUAACUACAAGCAAUCCUAAAACAUACCCAAAAUGUGGAAUAGAGUAGCACAUUUGUACUGUCAAGAGAGAUAGAUUCUAAUUUCUGCUGUGUCUUUUGCUAUCCUGUAAACUUUUAACAAUUUAUAACCAGAGUCUCACUCAUAUGAUAUGGGGCAAGUACCUCUCAGAGUUGUAAGAACCAAAUAACUUACUUGUAUAAUCAUUAUUUAUUGAUUUGUGAUAAAAACUAGAUUCUAAUAUAAUGUUAAAUGUAGAACAUGCUACCCUGUAAUUAGUAAUGGAAAGAACCUUUUGUGUUAAAAAAAAUAAUAAUAAUAUUUUACUCUGGUGCUGUACCAUCUGAAAGGAUGAAAGAAAAAGAAAUGAAGGAAGGAAAAAAAGGAAGGAUGGAAUGAGGAAACAAAAGAAUGAAAGAAGGAUCUCUAUUCUAAACUAAACAGCUUUGACUUAAGGCUAAAGGUAUUAAUUAUUCAUUUUAUUUCUUUUAAAUGUACACACUAGACAACAAUAUUCAUUUUAAUGUUAGGAGAAUGUUUUUAGAUAUCCUAUUAAAUAGGCAGAAAUACUACAUAAUGGGGUGAGAUUAAAAGUUUAGCUCUUAUUAUGGCUACUUCCAAUCCUUAAUUACUUAAAUAUCCCUAACAAGAAUAUCUCAUCAUAGAUAUUUUUCAAAAAUUAUCGAGCUUAUUAUGUGAUAUUUCCCAUAGAAGGAAUACAUGUGUCAUUAUUCUAAGCACAUGUUGAGAGCUUUUGAGUCUAUAAUGUUUGUAUGAAAACUUGUAUAAUAGCUGUUGAAAACUGAGGUGCUGUUAAUGAAUGUGGAAAAAUACCAAUGACUUUUUUUUAAAGCAACUUCUAGUUAUGUCUUACCUGUAGGUUUCUGAACCCACUAGUCUAUUUCCCAGAUGUCUAAUGCAUGUGGAAAAUGAAGUCGGACCAAUGCCUAAAGAACUUUGUGGGACAUCAUAGUUUGUUGUCUAUAACUUUGUUUUGUGCUUGUGGUAGAGAGGAAUCCAAUGUAUAUAUUCUUCUCAGUUUAAGUUUAUUGUUUCUAUGUACUUUGUGUAGAAAACUUGAUGUCAUAAAUGUUGAUUCAUGUUUCACUAAUCAAUAAAUAUCUUGUCUGGGUCACUACUAACAAUAAAAUUCUAAAUAGAAAAAACAUCCUACCUUAAGAAAAUGGGCACUAUUUGUUUCUGUUGAUUAAAUUUUUGAUUGUUUCUCAUAGCUAAAAAUUCUCACUUAAGUGAACCAAAUCUUUUAGUAAGUAAAUGAUGAGAUCUUUGGUGCUAUUAUAUAAUAAAAGAUAGGUUACACCUGAGUAUAGGACAUCCCACUAAAAUGAGGUCUAUUUGAAAGAAAACUAAUGUACAGGUAAUCACUGAAAAAUAAUACAUCAUUGGUCAUCCUGCCAUUUAGGGGAGGGGGUGGGGGGAAGAAGGGGAAGAAUUGGAACAAAAGUUUGGCGAUUGUCAAUGCUGUAAAAUUACCCAUGCAUAUAACUUGUAAAUAAAAAGCUAUUUAAAAAAAAAAAGAAAAGAAAAAUAAUACAUCUCUUAAGCUGCCCUUCGGUUUGAGAAAGAGAAGAUGGACUAAUAGUAUGAUAAGAAUGAUGGGUUACCAACAGGUAGCCUGUACACUAUAGUCAUAUUCUUGGUUUAUUACAAGAAAACAAAGAAAACUGUUGGAAUGAUGAAUAGAUCUCUUAGAAUGAACUUAGUGGAGUUAGAAAACAAGAAUCAUUCAGGGAUAGAUGGAGAACAAUCUGAAUCAGUCAUGUUUCUUUUAUAUAGACUUUGAUUGAGUAAGCAGUCCUAAACUCAUCCACACUGGAGAGUUGAGAUGGGUUGUAGAGAAAACUAAAAGGAUAACAAGAAACUGAGAGAUCUUAUACUCUAGUCAUGUACAAGAAAGAAAAGACCAUAUAAUUCAUGUUGCUCUAUACCAGGAGUUCUUAACCAUUUUCAUAUCAUAGAUCUCUUUGUCAGUCUGGUAAAGCCUAUGCCUCUUCCUCAAAAU